Molecule: messenger RNA, 4651 nt
Organism: Lampris incognitus (smalleye Pacific opah)
Lineage: Eukaryota; Metazoa; Chordata; Actinopteri; Lampriformes; Lampridae
Product: YTH domain-containing family protein 1-like
Exons: 6
Coding region: 383-2236 (617 amino acids)
Biological process (GO): mRNA destabilization
Cellular component (GO): cytoplasm
Molecular function (GO): N6-methyladenosine-containing RNA reader activity; mRNA binding
Source: RefSeq, a predicted model, not a curated record
AGGGCUUCUCGGUAACGUAACUGAAGAGGAAUCUCUCUGGAAUUAAAAGACAAACUGAAAAAGCGACCGAGGACAGAAAUAUCCGAGGCCAGAAAGCUUCCUCCGGCCGAUAAGAUCUCAUCUUGAAACUGUAUUAGGACUUGACUGCAUUCGGACACACAUAAUCCGAAGCGACAGACUUGGACUGUGGAAGUUGGGAUACGUGCACAGCGGAAAACACACAGCUGAGCUAGCGGGAGACACUAUCCACCAGCUAAACGGCACCACUAGCUAGACGGCUAACGUUAUAACUGUCCAGUCAACUUGCUUUCAGAAACACUGGGAUCGAAAUUCAUUCACAAGCUCAGGCUCUGUGAGAAUCCCGGGACUUGCUUAAUGAAUUAUGUCUACCACAAGCAUUGACCCUCAGAGAUCAAAGGGACAAGCGUCUAAAGUGCAAAAUGGUUCACUGCAUCAGAAGGAGACUGUCCACGACAAUGACUUUGAGCCAUACCUCACUGGUCAAUCAACUCAGAACAACAGCUACCAGUCCAUGACCGACCCCUAUCUGUCCAGCUACUACGCCCCCUCCAUUGGAUUUCCUUAUCCCCUCAGCGAGGCCCCCUGGUCCACUGGUGGAGACCCUCCCAUUCCAUACCUCACCCCUUAUGGACCCUUGAGUAAUGGAGAUCAUCACUUUAUGCCGGACACAGUGUUUGGCCAGCCAGGGGGCCUGGGCAGCAGCAUAUACCCCCACAGGUUUAACUUUUUCCCUGAGAGCCCAGCUUUCUCUGCCUGGGGCACCAGUGGUUCCCAGGGCCAGCAGACUCAGAGCUCAGCCUAUGGGGGCAGCUACAGCUAUCCCCCUAGCUCUCUGGGGGGCACCCUGGUUCCUGAUGGCCAAACAGGUUUCCAUAGUGACACCCUCAACAAGGCCCCCGGCAUGAACAGCCUGGAGCAAGGCAUGGUCGGCCUGAAGAUCGGUGGGGACGUCACUGGCCAGGGGUCGGGGGUCAAGGCUGUAGGCUCUGUGAUUGGUGGACCUGCAGUUGCAGCCACAGGGAAUGGCGCCACGCCUAUUGGCAUGCCCCCACCCAAACCCACCUCCUGGGCAGCCAUUGCCAGCAAGCCAGCCAAGCCCCAGCAGCUGAAGGCAAAGGUGAAGCCAGGUGUGCCCACUCCAGGGGGAGCUCUCCCUCCACCUCCUAUCAAACACAACAUGAACAUUGGCACCUGGGAAAAGGGGCCAGUGACUAAAGUGGCAACAGGUCCGCUGCAGCAGCAACAGCCCCUUGGCCUGCCCCAUGCCAUGCAACCUCAACCCCCCAUCCAGCAAGCAUCCAUGCAGCCUCCCCCUCCCCAGUCUUUGGUGCAACCCCAGAUGCAGCCCAUAGCCUUACAGCCCCAGCCCCCCCAUCACCAGCACCACCAGCCUCCCCCCCAGCCCUACCAGAACCACUCUCAACCCCCCCCUCCCCAGACCCGUUGGGUUGCCCCGCGCAAUCGUAACCUUGGCUAUGGGCAGGGUGUACCUGGCCUUGAAAGCAGUGGUGUGAUGGGAAUGGUGGGCAGUGGAAACGGCGGCCCUGCAGCUUCUACCAGCCUGGGAUCUGGUGGUGAGUCUCACCCAGUGCUGGAGAAGCUGCGCGCAGCCCAUAGCUACAACCCCAAGGAGUUUGAGUGGAACUUGAAGAAUGGCCGUGUUUUCAUCAUUAAGAGUUACUCCGAGGACGAUAUCCAUCGCUCCAUCAAGUACUCCAUCUGGUGCAGCACGGAGCACGGCAACAAGCGUCUGGACUCGGCCUUCCGGGCCAUGAAUGGUAAAGGUCCCGUUUACCUACUGUUCAGUGUCAACGGCAGUGGCCAUUUCUGUGGCGUAGCAGAGAUGCGCUCCCCAGUGGACUACGGCACCAGUGCCGGCGUAUGGGCGCAGGAUAAAUGGAAAGGAAAGUUUGACGUGGAUUGGUUGUUUGUUAAGGACGUGCCUAAUAGCCAACUGCGCCACAUCCGCCUAGAGAACAACGAUAACAAGCCAGUGACUAACUCCCGUGACACCCAAGAGGUUCCCCUGGAGAAGGCCAAGCAGGUGCUCAAGAUCAUCGCCACAUACAAACACACCACCUCCAUCUUUGAUGACUUUUCCCACUACGAGAAGAGGCAGGAGGAAGAGGAGGAGGUGCGCAAGACCUUUGAGCCUGCUCCCAUCCAGAACCGUUCUCGGUUGGAUCAGGAGCGCCAAAACAGGAAUAAACAAUAGAAGACAAUUAUACUUGGCUUGAUCAACAGUUACACUAGGACUUUUGAUUUAAGAGACAGAAGAAAAUGAAAAUACAACCAAGCCCUUCUUCUUCUUUUUUUUUUUUUUCUAUUCAAUCCUGGUGAAUCUCUGCAAGUGUUUGGACUUGUGCUUUUUUUGCCCCAUGUACCACCCACUUUUUGUGCAGGGAUAACGAGCUGAUUUAAUGUAUUGCCUAGCCACCACCGCACCAUUUCCUUCUGAUUUUUUUUUUUUAAGUUUUCCCCUGUUCGUUCCAUCUCGUACUCUUCUCUCAUCAGACUGGGUUUAUCGCUCUUACCCCCUGCCCCCUCCUCCUCUCUCCAGUUGAAUCAGGGUUUGACUGCACCAUGGAGAAAAAAAAAUCUGCCACUUACAUAUGUGUGUGUGUGUGUGUGUGUGUGUGUGUGUGGUGUGUGUGUAUGUAUAUAUAUAUAUAUAUAUAUAUACACACACACACACACCACACACACACAAACACAUACACACAAACACAAACACACACGCCAUCAGGAACUGAUGUGUCCUGCCCCUAUUUGUCCAUUAGGGGGCAACAUUGCCAUGCUUCAGAGUUUUAACUGUGCCAACAGGGUUGGAGGAUCCCCAAAGGCAAUGUCGGACUUGGAACUGUGCGAUAAAUAAAACUUCAACGGUUUUAUCUAUUUUUCAUUCAGAUCAACAAAAAAAAAUCUCUAUUUUUUGGCUUACUACUGACAAUUUUCAUUUCAGAAGCCUGUUUUUUCUGGAGCCUUAAUGUUUUGUUUUCUAGUUUAUCGAUGACUUCUCAAAAAGAACCGCUCUAUACCAGUGACAGUGCUAGAGAAAAUCAGGGAUAGUGUGAAGUCACACGGGACUCGAGACAUUUCGGAGGAGGAACUGCAACGGCCUCUGGGAAGGAAAUGACUGAUGUGUCCUCCACCACCAGAGCUCUCAACCAUUCAAAUCAAACAAUUGUACUAUCGACAUCCCUCGCACCCCUCUGCUUCGGUUUCUUCUGACGUUCGUCUCCAAGGGGUUGUGUGUGUGUGUGUGUGUGUGUGUGUGUGUGUGUGUGUCUGUCAUCGGGAGGUUUUGCUCGUGUACGCAAUCCAGUCUGAGAGAAUUGCCGCAUCCAACAUUUUAAAUUGUUUUAUAAUUGGGAACUGUGUAAUGAUGUAACUGCACCAUCUGAACGAGUUGUCGCUUUUGCUUCUUCUUUUGUUUCGUUUGUGUUCCAGAAAAGGGGGGAGGGUUCACAUAUUUGUCCAUUCACCAUCAUUCUGUCUUAAUCCUUUUGUUUGUUUGUUUGUUUGUUUGUUGUUUUUUCUUCUUUCCUAUCAAAUUUGGUUUUUGCUAAGUCUAUCAUUGUUUGUAAUGCUAAGCUUUAAUGUAGGAGCCUAUAGACAUGGAGAAAGCCUAAAAAAAAUGUAUAACCUAAAAUUAAUGUAACUGAUUUACUAUCAAGAGUAAGAAAAAGAAAAAAACCAAGAAAGAAAUGUGGUUUCUGUGUGUUUUUUGGUUGUUGUUGCUGAAAGUAGUUUUUGUCCUAGAUUGAAACCAUUGAUUAUGAUAAAGUAAUAUCACAUAUAUCAUGCAAAAGGAGUUGAUCGGGGAUUGAAUAGGAGACACAAAGUCGGUCACCGAAGGGGGUGUGAGUCCAGGCGUAGCAAGCUGCCAUGUAGUCGGUCUGUCCAGAUGUCCUACAUGCUGUGGCAUGGUUGUGUCAUGAGGGUGGCGAUGUUUUUGUUAUGGUUCCCCGGUUGUUUUUUGGACCCUGUUCUCAUGUCACUUGACUUUCACAACACUCAGCACGCAGACUGAUGGCUGCACAUUCAGCACCAGCCAGCGGGUCCUCUCCGCUUGAUCUGUUGAAACUGUCCCUUUGCUAUCUGGUGAAAAGUCACCGUAAGGCAGAAAGAAAUGUGGUUACUGCACAUGGGCCUGGUUGUUGUCUUCAUGCAAGGGGACCUCUUGGUUUCAACCUUGUGUGAGAAUCCCAACAUGGCUGCAUAAAAAAAAAAAAUCAACUUUUUUUGUGUGUUUGUUGAAUCAGAUGCAGCUGUAUGAGUCAAGCUACAGCAUCCACUAAAAUGACCGGUCCAUCUUUUUCAGAUUGUGUGUACUGUUCUGUCAUUUCUCAUGAGUGUCAGUCUAUCCCCUCCUGUAAGUGUGAAAUGGGACAAGUGCUGGACUCUGCAGAGGUCAGUCGGUCCAUUGUGAGUGUGUGUAUGUCUCAGAACCUCCCCCACCCCCACUACCACCACCAACACCACCACCACUCCAGAUAUCCGAAGCGUAUUUUGGCCAGUGUAGCCGCCAUGCCAUUAUGUGAACUGACCUUAAAUACCUGCUUGGACCCUACCUCCCUUCGCCUGCCCCCCCCCCUUUUUACCCGCGCCAGUCUGGGAGAGCGUGGCU